AUGGAUCACAGCAACGUCACGGGCUGUGUGCUUGCUGCGUUUGAGAGCCUCUCCUCUCUGCUUUAUUGCUGCACACCUGUCAACAUCUGUCUUCUGUCCUUCCAUUCCUCUACUGUCUGCUGCAGGGACUUGAGGUAUACCAGCCUGCAGGGCUCGCUCCCUGCAUCCCUCGGCAACCUUACUCAGCUCACAGGCCUCUACGUGGACAGCACAGGCCUGCAGUGCGCCACAGGGGGGUGGUGCGAGCUGAAUCAGCAGUCAACGUCAGCAUUCUGCCAGCACUGCUCCUUCUUCUGCUCCAACUGCUCCGUGCAGCCAGCUGACGUGUGCGCCUCGUUUCAGUUCAACCCAUGCGGAGGGGGUGCCUGUGUGUCCCUCCCCAAUGGCACCUACACCUGCCAAUGCCCUCUCGGCAGCACCAUCGGGAACAACGGCACCAUCGCUCCCACUUGUGUCCCUUGUCCCACAUGCCUCAACUUGCAGUGCCUCUUGCUAUUCCGGGCGUUGGCGUUGCUGAGCCGCCGCGGAUCCGGGAAUCGUGCUCGCGGCACCAUCCCCUCGUCGCACAUCCGCGGGCGACGCGGCCGAGUCGUCGCACAGCGGUCGCUCGGCGACGUCGGCAGUCGCCGGCGAAUCUGGCGGCGAAUCGCCACGCGUCGCGUGCGGGGAUUGGCUGAAGCAUCUCCAAGCCCUCCAUCUACCAGUCCGCCGCCCACAGGCCUGCCGCCCACCAAUCCGCCAUCCACCUCCCCAGCGCCUGCCAGUGCCCCAUCACCUCCCAGUGCGUCACCUGGCUCUCCCCCUGGAGCGGGGGCAGGUGGCACCACAGCAGUCACUCAGGCACCACAGGCUCCCAGUCAAACUCGCAGCGGAACAGGAAUGAAAGCUGAGGGCCUUGUCAUCAGUUCAUGUGUUCUACUACUGCUGCCGCAAAUCCUCGUGCUUUUGUUUGCAUGGGGGAGCUAG
Messenger RNA from Closterium sp. Yama58-4, 966 nucleotides. NCBI's taxonomy places the organism in Eukaryota, Viridiplantae, Streptophyta, Zygnematophyceae, Desmidiales, Closteriaceae. The record is from the annotation of a GenBank genome assembly.